AUGGAAACUUUCGUUGGUUAUAUUAAGACCCCGCAGGAUGCUCUCAUCGUGUUUGAAGCUUGUCGUCGUGGUCAACUGAGCCGUGUGCAGCGACGAUUAAGUAGCAAAGAGCGACUGAAUAUACGUUCAGGAUCGGUAUUUGCAUGGGAUGAACGGGAAGCUGGCAUGCGACGUUGGACCGAUGGUCGUACAUGGUCCCCCAGUAGAGUCCUCGGCAGUUUUCUGACUUAUCGCGAACUGGAUACCAAACGCCGUCCACGCCGCCCUUCAUCGUCCUGUUCCUACAAAUCCGGAGGUUUGAUCAAGCAAAGUUUCUCGAUCUGUACGGCCACAAAUCAAAAGAUCCAUCUCAUCUCUUAUUACACCAAAGCCGAUAUUGCUGCCGGUCGUCUUACCCAGCCAUCGCAGCAUCCCCUCUUAUCUCACAUUAAAGUUCCCAAAGGACUGUACCCUGAAUUAAAUCCCUUGGACACCAGUGGUGGUCAUUCCGCCACUCUUCAUAAUUUACGUCAAGAUCUCUCGUAUGUCACCGAUCUCGCCUCUCCUUCGUUCCAACCUAUGAUGAUGCCAGCUCAACCGCCUCUCUUGGUUCAAGACAUUAACUGGUGCAACCUAUCCUCCAGCGAAGACAAACGCCAAUUGCAAGCUUUGCAAGGCCAAUUACGCUUAUGA
Molecule: messenger RNA, 672 nt
Organism: Radiomyces spectabilis
Lineage: Eukaryota; Fungi; Mucoromycota; Mucoromycetes; Mucorales; Radiomycetaceae
Product: Gti1/Pac2 family-domain-containing protein
Exons: 3
Coding region: 1-672 (223 amino acids)
Molecular function (GO): DNA binding
Source: RefSeq, a predicted model, not a curated record